Molecule: messenger RNA, 1013 nt
Organism: Sphaeramia orbicularis (orbiculate cardinalfish)
Lineage: Eukaryota; Metazoa; Chordata; Actinopteri; Kurtiformes; Apogonidae
Product: interleukin-15-like
Exons: 4
Coding region: 43-486 (147 amino acids)
Biological process (GO): immune response
Cellular component (GO): extracellular region
Molecular function (GO): cytokine receptor binding
Source: RefSeq, a predicted model, not a curated record
UAAACCACUUUUUGAUCACACUGUUGAGUCUUCAAGCCAAAUAUGAAGCACUUUAUCAGGACUGCCUUUUGGAUUUUUACCCUUUUUGGUUGUCUUUUAGCAAUCCCCACACGAUUAAUGGAGGCAGGCUCAACAGACUUGGAUUUUGACAUUGAUAACCUGAUGGCUAACUUUAAAUGUGAACCAGACUCUACUUUUUAUACUCAAAAAAAUUUGAGGCCUGAAUGCAUCACCACAGCACUGAACUGCUUCCAUCAAGAAUUUGACGGAACAGUUCGCGAGGAAUGUGAGGGCCCACACGGAGAAAUAGAAGAUGUUCUAUGUCUCUUGAAGACCAAGAUCAAUGCACGGGAGUCUGCUGGACAUGUCCUGAAUAACUCAACUGCAUGUGCUUGUGAACAGGGUUCUGAAGUGCCUUUCCAUGACUUUCUAAUGGGACUGCAAACUUUACUUUGGAAUAACAAGGAACUUGCAAAACAACCUUGAGACUGAUAGGAGUUUUGUGCAAGUUUAUGCAACUUACGUGCACACUGCUGGAAAUUUAAAGCAGCUCUUCUGCACUUGAAAAAAAUGGACAACUGCACUUUAUGCAGUAUGAGGUGAUUUGGUGGCACGGCCAGUCAUUCUGAUGCAGUUACUGUAAAAAAAAAUAUGAAGAAUGUAUAGAAGCAUGCAAAAGAUUUUGUGAUUUUAAAGCACCUAUCCAUGUUUAAUGGAAUAAUUCAUAAUGCUACGAUUCAGAACACUGCGCAAAAUAUUUGCAUUUAUAACCAUGUCAUGACAAUAUGGAGAUAAGGCAACUAUUUAUACUGAAUGUUAUUUUAUUUUUUACUACAUAUAAACCGAAAUAUUUGUUGUGUCUUAUUUUCCACAAGAAACCGCUGUGAAGUUCUCAGUGUAACUCCAACCAAGAGAAUGUAUUUGACGUAAGCUUCUGUAACCUCUGAAUUUUUAUUUAUAUAUUUAUUAUCUAUUUAAUAUGCUGUACAUUGGUGCUCUUGAUGUGAACAAGU